CAGGUCUACAUGUACCAUCCUCCGUACCAAAUCAGGAAACCAACUGAGCCAAUAACACUUCCUAAAACGCGCAAACGACGCGUCAGUCACAUGAUUAUCGCGUUUGUUUGUGGAGCAUGGAACAAACCGUAUCGGGUCUAGUGCCGUCAGCUUCACAUCAUCAAAACAAAAGAGGGCUGUUGGGGGCAACCAAAGUUUGGGUCCAUAGCCGCAAUUCGUUAAAACAGGUUCAGCAUUCUUGUCUUUUCUUUGGGGGAAGCUGUGGUUAAUCCGGUUGCCAUUUCCUAUAGACAAGGGUAUCCCUUCACUGGUCUAUAUUUGAUUAGGGGGAAGUAUAGUUGGUUACAAACAUCUGUUCUCAAGUGAACACUUCUACAACAGAAUUCAAGUCUGUGAACUUAGUGACAAAACAAAAAACAAAGAAAUGGUUUCGGGUUUAAAACGUCUCGCUGCGGACCACGCCGCAUUGCAUGAUGACCUGCCCCCGAAUUAUCUCUUCCCAUCGGAGGACUCGUCGAGCGAUGACCUCACUCAACUUACGACCUUGCUGGCUGGUCCGCAGGGAACACCAUAUUCACAAGGCCUAUGGUGCGUACACUUGAAGAUGCCAGAUGACUAUCCUAAAAGUCCACCGAAGGCGACCUUCAAAACCCGCAUAUGGCAUCCCAAUGUGGAGGAGUUGACGGGUGCGGUGUGCGUCGAUACACUGAAGCGGGACUGGAAGGCGACUCUGACGUUGAAGGAUGUUUUAGUUACAAUUUCAUGCCUGCUUAUUUACCCGAACCCGGAUUCUGCGUUGAAUUCUGCGGCCGGGGCACUACUUCAGGAGAAUUACGAGGCUUUUGCGCGACAGGCUAAACUAAUGACGUCCAUUCAUGCGCCGGUGCCGACGGACUUGAAAAGUGCAGCAGCUGAGGCAAAGACCAAGGGAGAAGAUGUCGGGACAACGAUCCCGGAGCAAGAAGAGCCUCGCUUGUUGCGUUCAAGGAAGGGAACUAGGGUUCAAUCCGUGACUAUGAAGAAGAAGAAUACUCGGAAGAACGGAGAGCGGGCAUCAUCACGCUCACAGCGUCAAUCCAAUAGUCCGGAGACAGAAAACCUUGCCGAGGAGCAACAAUUAGAGAUUCACCAUGAAGCCGAUUCAAUACUCUCAGACGACGAGUCUGAGAGCCUCUCCAACGCCAGCAAAGAGAACGACCCAGCGCUAUCGCCGUCCCCGGUCAAAUUUGCUCCACCGAGCCCCAGGAAAAACGCCCUCGGAAAACGUCCGCUAUCCGUCCUAACGCUGCCUCUAGAUACAGACCCCUUUGCAAUGGAUCCAGACGACAGUGACCUGGAGGGCAUGACGGCGUCUGAGAAGAACAUCGCAGCAAACAAUUACGGUGACAGCUCAGAACGCGAUCCUUCUCCACAGAGAAAGUCGCCAAAGUUGUCCGUCCGUAGUAAAGGGGUCAACUCAUCCGGGCGCAUACGGGAAGAAGUCAAGAUAUUCGAAGACGCUCCAGAACCGCUUGACUUGGACCGCUGUCAUAGCGGGGACGGCAAAGAGAACCAUGGCUCCCUGGCCGGCCCGAAAGGGCUUGGUCUUGCUUCCAAGAAAGCCCUUCCCACUUGCCCUCCGACUUCACUCGCCCCGCCCUCCAUGUCUGCCCCGUCCAGCUCAAAAGCCUCUAAGGCAGUCUCUGGUACGCGAAAAGUGUCGGGUUCCAAUCUGAAGAAGGCGAAACCACGUAUAGGCAUUCGCAGGUUAUAAUUGGACUCAUGACGGAACGUCGUAAUCUGUUUUUCUUGAUACAUGUUUGUUUGAUUUCUUGAUGCAUUAAGGCAAAGGAUUGGACCUGGCGUUUGGGUUAAAUGGGUCAGCGGUGUUGGCCACAUCUGUCUUUCUAGAACUCGGGGAGGGAUUUUGCAUACUCAUUGAAGAACUUGUUCCGGAAUCCUUUAAUUGUUCAUUCAAGAUACAUAAUAACUAUGGCCGUGUGAAAUCACAGCACGGGCGUCACUUUUGAAUAUCUAAUAGACCGUCGUGGACAUGCAAG
Aspergillus pseudotamarii is the source of this 2039-nucleotide messenger RNA. RefSeq names its product putative ubiquitin conjugating enzyme E2. The record is from RefSeq and is a predicted model, not a curated record. The coding region runs from base 425 to 1753 and encodes 442 amino acids. The transcript is spliced from 3 exons. Lineage: Eukaryota; Fungi; Ascomycota; Eurotiomycetes; Eurotiales; Aspergillaceae.